Molecule: messenger RNA, 630 nt
Organism: Adelges cooleyi (spruce gall adelgid)
Lineage: Eukaryota; Metazoa; Arthropoda; Insecta; Hemiptera; Adelgidae
Exons: 2
Coding region: 37-630 (197 amino acids)
Molecular function (GO): protein dimerization activity
Source: RefSeq, a predicted model, not a curated record
CUAGAAAGCUUGAAGGCUAAUCCUGGUGAAAAAGAAAUGGAAGUAGCUAAAGCUAUUCAAAAAUCAGUUCAUAAAGGUGUCAAAAUUACAAUAACAAAUUCUGGAGGGAUAAACAGGCUUCAGUUUUUGCAGAACUUAGUUGACAACAUGCGUCAACGUUUGUUCAAAGACCAUGAAAAUAGUACAAUGUUAGAAGACCUAAAGGUGAUCGACGAAGUAUUUAAAACGGAAACCGACGACGCCAGAGGAGAAGAUGAAGUCAAAAGAGUGGCAUGUAGAUUUGGUUUAUCUGAGUUUGAAAGUGUUAUAGAUUUUCGUACACGUAAUGCUUAUUCUAGUCUGAUAAAAACGCUGAACAUACUCCCCACAACAACAGCUGAUUGCGAACGAGGGUUUUCCGAUAUGAACCUCACGAUAACUGAUUUAAGAACUCGUUUAACAAUUGAAAAUGUGUCAGAUUUGAUGUUCAUCUUCAUAAAUGGCCCUCCUAUUGCAGAUUUCAAUCCACGACCAUAUGUGAAGGUUUGGCUUCGAGAGCAUCGAUCGGCAGUCUCUGCAUUACGUGGUAAAAGAAGUGAGGAAAUAAAUAGACCAGCAAGGCAGAGAGUUCCAAAAACAAUUUUUUAUUAA